UUCCCAGAGCCAGAGACACACACUCUGGGAUCAAGAAGGAGUACAGUCUGGGUGAGAUGGAUAUUGGUAUGGAUGUUACACUUGUAAGCUGAAGGAUGAAGACGGUGUAAAUGCAUGUAGAUAAUAUGAAAUACAUAGACAGAUGCAACUUCACAGCACAGAUGUAUGGAUGCUAGAACUCGAACUGUUGAAGCUCACCACAUUGCAAGCAGCAGAAGCCAGUGCUACGAAUACACCUAUGAGAAGAUGUCUCCAGUGCUCUUUGGAGUGAUUUUGGCUAAUGCAAUGAUUAAAGGUAUGUGUGAACCAACUCAAUCAUGGUCAGACAGGGCAGAAAGAGGACUUUUGGAUGUGCCAGACUCUAACCUUCUGAGCCAGAAUGAAGCAGUGUAUCAUCUUGUGAACACAUCGUUCAGUUUUGAACAAGCUCAGCGUUACUGCCGUGGUCAGUCCAGCACCCUCACAACCUCAGGGGUCAAAGAGGAUGAGGAGGGAGCCCGGCAGAUACUCUCUAAAUCCAACCUGAAGGGCCCAGUUUGGUUUGAAACCAACAGAAAACAGAGCGGGACACCUCAUCUGCCCCUUCCCAAACAAAAAACGAUCCUCAGAGGAUUGUCUUUCACGUCUAAGGACGGCUAUGCCCGUGUGCACGCGUCGUUCCCGGCACUGUCCGCGGUGAGCGUUUGCGCGCGCUUGCAGUGGGACCCGCGGCACAAGAACGUGUCCACGGUGUUCUCGUACGCAGCGCCGGUUUUCGUCAAUGAAUUCCAGCUCCGCGGACAGAUUGACGAGCCCAAGGGAGAUCAUGAGAGAAAGGUCCGCCUAGCGCUUCUUAUUCAAGGACAGCAUCAUCCCUACAAAGCCGAGCUGCCCAUUGAUGAAGACUGGCACCAGGUUUGCGUCACGUGGCGCUCGAGCGAUGGAUUUUGGGCAAUUUAUGUGGACGGAAAAAUGGGAGAUUCUGGGAAAGGGGAAACUCGGGGAAAUGCAAUGGAUAUCCACGGAGACGGUAUAUUUAUAUUGGGGCAGGACCAGGAUAGUUUCGGUGGGACUCUCACGGAGCCGUUUUUUGGAAACUUGACUGAUCUGAAUGUUUGGGGUGAAGCUCUGGAGGACCAGAAUGUGACGGAGAUGAACACCUGCUCGCAGCUGACCAAUCACAGAGCCGUAUUCAGAUGGCAGGACUGGAACCUCACUGUCCAUCAGUCUGUCCAGAAUCUGUCUGCUACACUCAAGUGUCCAGGGUCCCUGAAGACAACAAAGACACAAGAAAAGGAAUGUGAGGUUUUUAAUGGCUGGUCUGAUGGUCAGCCUCAGUACAGCACUGCCCCCUGCACACACACGCUCCCCUUCAUCUGCAGAAUGAGCAAAGAACACUCUCUGAAGAUGAAGGACCUGAGAGAAUCUUUAGCGCUCAACCCAAGCUCCUUCAUGCAAAGUGUCAUGCAGUAUGGCGUGACUGCAGACAAUGUGCUCUCUGAUACUGUAGAUGAGCAGAGCUGGGCCUCUGUGUCCCGUCUGUUGAACGUGUCUGAGCAGGUUGUUUUAAAGGAGCAGAAGCAGCUGGAGGACAGGGACAUGCUCUUUCUCAUGCAUGUUCUCUCUCGGGCCGCUGACCUGCCCAGCACCGCCAACCAUAGUCAGCGUGAUGUGGAGCGCCUCGGCCAGAGCUUCAUCACCAUUGCAGAUUCACUCAUCAGCCAAGACAAUGCCAGUAAAUGGAACAGCAUCAAAGAGGUAGUGAAGGGCCCAAUGGCAGUCAUACAGACUGUAGACCGCAUGGUGAGCAACCUUAACUUUCUACUGAAGGACGACACAGACCGUGUGCAGGUACACAGCGACAAAAUCAAGCUGCAAGUCCGACAGAAGCUGCUUUCUGAAGGUUCUCACGUUUCUGCGUUUUGUGGACCGGAUGCAGGAAAUCGUGACUGCAUCUCUGUCCCAGCUGAAAACAUGAAGGAACUACAAAACAAUGGCUUCCAAAAGGUGACUUUACUGAAUACAUGGUACAGCUCUGUGAAUUGUCUCUCAGAGAGAGAGGAAAACAUUACCCUUUCUCCUAUAGUCAGUGAUGGAUCUCAUAGGCAUCUGCGAACAGUCUUGGGCUCAUCGGUCAUCUCCAGUACAGUGCUGGCAGAUGGACAGCCGAUCAGCAUGACCGUAAAAUUCACACUCCAGCACAGGAUUCAGAACAGUUCACAGAAUUUGACACCUAUCUGUUCUUUUUGGGAUUUUGACCUGAUGCCAGAUGGGGGAGGUUGGUCAACAAAGGGUUGCACCUUUAUUUCCUCUCUAAAUAACUCAACUUCCUGUUCCUGUAACCACACUACCAACUUUGCCUUGCUGUUACAGAUUGCCGAAGUUCAGAGAAAUGAAGACGAGACAGGCCUGCAGAUCAUCAGUUUGAUUGGCUCUGGUGUGUCUCUGUGUGGUCUCAUCUUCACAUUUAUUCUCUUUGUGGCUGUUGGCGUUCCAAAGUCAGAUCGGACUACAGUUCACAAAAACCUGAUAGUGGCUCUGGCUGUAGCUCAGUUCCUGCUUAUUUUCAGCGACUGGGCUGAAGGAAACCAGGAAGCCUGUUGGUUGGUGACGGUGCUCCUGCAUCUGUUUUUCCUGUCGUCUUUCUGCUGGAUGCUGGUGGAGGGCUUGCUGCUCUGGAGUAAAGUGGUCUCUGUGAACAUCAGCGAGGAGAGGCGGAUGAAGCUGUACUAUGUGCUGGGCUGGGGGCUGCCGGUUAUUAUAGUUGUUGUAACCUUGGCAGCCACUUUGGAUCAGUAUAAAGCACAGCAGCACUGCUGGCUGAACCUUCAGUCGUAUGUUAUUUGGGCUUUUGCAGGGCCUGUGCUCUUUGUUUUGGCUGUCAACGCUGUGGUGCUUUUUCGGGUUGUUAUGGUUACAGUGGCCAGUGCACGUCGCAGAGCCAAAAUGCUAACACCCAGUUUUGAUUCGAAACUUCACACGCUGGAUCUUACCUGGGCAGCGGCGAGGCCAGUAUUGAUCUUGUUACCAGUGUUAGGUCUGACCUGGCUGUGUGGAGUGCUGGUGCACUUGUCUGUCUUCGUGGCCUAUCUGUUCAUCACACUCAAUGCUUUUCAGGGCCUGUAUAUUUUUCUGGUGUAUGCGGUUUACAACAGUGAGGUGCGAAAUGCUAUAAGAAGAAUUCAGGACAAGCGAAAAGCUUUGUCAUUUAUAAACUGCUCACAGCCUAUCAGCUUCUUGCGCUCCCAAAAAUCUCCCGGUGCUUCAUGGGUACACAGCCAGCCGACUCGUUCCAGCCCAGAGAGCAGCGAGAGCUCGACUCCCAUCACCACUUCCACAGCCAACUCGCUCGUCUUUAAGAACAAACGGUUUAAAGAUGACCAUAUUGUGAAUUUCCCAUUAAAACCACCCAACAGAAGUCAGGUGGUUCAGCUGACAGCCUUUAAGCCCUCAGGCUGUUGAGGGGAGAACUACACUACGGUUCUGCAUGGACCCGUGGCUUAUCCUGGGACGAGGACAUAGCUCAUUCUGUGGAGGAGCACACAUUGCCUCCUCCGCAAUCCUGCAGGCCGUCUCAUUCCCAGAGCUCAGUCUGUGCUGAGUGAGUACAUGUCUUUUGAUUAACAUGAAAUGACUCUUUCAGCCAACGUUCAAUGAGACUGUGCUCAGCAUGGCACAUAAAGACUUCUCAACAUUGUGUAUUCGGUCAUUAUUUUAUAAUGUAUAGAUGUUGUCAGAGUACAAAGGCUCAUAGUACUAAAAAAAGGACAACAAAGAGCAUCGCACCAUUAAUCAUGACCAGACAACAGAAUGAGUUGUUAGUGAUUUUUGACUUCGGUUGGGAACGAGCAGCCCAUAUCCGUGGAGAUUUCCAUUCAGUAUUUUGAAGAAACAGAAAACUGUGGACAUUGAAACCUAUCAGCUGUUUGAUCUUUCUGAAGAGACUGUUCAAAGUAUCAAUACAUCAUUUCAAUAACACAUUAUUUAAUUUACCUAAUCAUAAAAUAAUUUAUAUUUAAUGGUUGAUUCAUGCUGUAAUUCUACUACCCAAUUGAAAUAACAUAAAAAUGUAAAUAAUUAUCUUAUUGUAAUAGGUAUGACCAAUUUUUAUACAAUGCUUAUAAAAUGCAGUAUUACAUUUUCACUAUUAAAAGUAAAUUUGUUUAUUUUGAUGUGGAAAGUGUCUACUCCUGUACUCAUUAAUGAAUACUGCUAUUUUUUUAAAAUGAUACACAGGACAUUUUAUUUGAUUAGAAUAAAAAUGAAUAGAAGAAUAAUAGGUUCAAAUGGAUUUCAAAAGAAGCACUUUCUCUUUAUGUGCUUACAAAGGUGGCAACAUGUGUGAAUGUUUUCUGAUCUUCCCAUAACCUCUUUUUAUUGGCACACUGAAGAGACACUCAGAGCGGAGCAGCAUGUCUGUCUUUAGAAACAAGCCCAUUCAAAGUAAGAUUGCUUUUACACUGCCACACACACAGUCCUCAUACAACUACCACGUGGUUUGUAUUUUUUUUUAUUUUAUUGCAACCAGUUUUUUCACUUUAAUUGAAAGACAAAU
Molecule: messenger RNA, 4534 nt
Organism: Cyprinus carpio (common carp)
Lineage: Eukaryota; Metazoa; Chordata; Actinopteri; Cypriniformes; Cyprinidae
Product: adhesion G protein-coupled receptor D2-like
Biological process (GO): cell surface receptor signaling pathway; adenylate cyclase-activating G protein-coupled receptor signaling pathway
Cellular component (GO): membrane
Molecular function (GO): G protein-coupled receptor activity
Source: RefSeq, a predicted model, not a curated record